Pomacea canaliculata is the source of this 1110-nucleotide messenger RNA. Its product is annotated as opioid growth factor receptor-like. The record is from RefSeq and is a predicted model, not a curated record. Lineage: Eukaryota; Metazoa; Mollusca; Gastropoda; Architaenioglossa; Ampullariidae. The coding region runs from base 1 to 1110 and encodes 369 amino acids. The transcript is spliced from 4 exons.
AUGCAAGGACAAAAGAAGGAGCAAGAGCAAGACCUAAAGAAUCCCAGCAAGCAAGAAGACAAAGACAAAGGCCGUCCACAAGAUCCACAGUCAGACACCAGAAGGCAAGAAGACCUAGACAAAGGCCGUCCACAAGACCCACAGUCAAACUCCAUCAGACAAGAAGACCUAGGCAAAGGCCGUCCAAAGGAUCCACAGUCUAUCACCAGCAAGCAAGAAGACCUGAACAAAGGCAGUCCACAAGAUCCACAGUCCAUCACCAGCAAGCAAGAAGACCUGAACAAAGACAGUCCACAAGACCCACAGUCCAUCACCAGUAGACAAGAAGACCUAGACAAAGGCCGUCUAAAGGAUCCACAGUCUAUCACCAGCAGACAAGAAGACCUAGACAAAGGCAGUCAACAAGAUCCACAGUCUAUCGCCAUCAGACAAGAAGACCUAGACAAAGGCAGUCCACAAGAUUCACAGUCCACCAGCAACAGACAAGAAGACCUAGACAAAGGCAGUCCACAAGAUCCACAGUCCACCAGCAACAGACAAGAAGACCUAGACAAAGGCCGUCCACAAGAUCCACAGUCCAUCACCAGUAGACAAGAAGACCUAGACAAAGGCCGUCUAAAGGAUCCACAGUCUAUCACCAGCAGACAAGAAGACCUAGACAAAGGCAGUCAACAAGAUCCACAGUCUAUCGCCAUCAGACAAGAAGACCUAGACAAAGGCAGUCCACAAGAUUCACAGUCCACCAGCAACAGACAAGAAGACCUAGACAAAGGCAGUCCACAAGAUCCACAGUCCACCAGCAACAGACAAGAAGACCUAGACAAAGGCCGUCCACAAGAUCCACAGUCCAUCACCAGUAGACAAGAAGACCUAGACAAAGGCCGUCCACAAGACCCACACUGUAGUGUGUCACAGCAAGACAAGGACAAUACACAAAGUGGUCAGUCAGUCCCAGAGGAACCUGACGACACAGCACCUCAGCAAGACACUGUCUCAGCAUCAGAAGAUACAAACGUUUUAGGAGGACUGCUGGUAAUCGGCUUGGGUUUGAUCAACCCUUGGCCCAAGACUCCAGACCCUGUGUACAAUAUUGUUCCAUCCUGGGAUUGA